Molecule: messenger RNA, 405 nt
Organism: Australozyma saopauloensis
Lineage: Eukaryota; Fungi; Ascomycota; Pichiomycetes; Serinales; Metschnikowiaceae
Exons: 1
Coding region: 1-405 (134 amino acids)
Biological process (GO): C-terminal protein lipidation; autophagy of mitochondrion; nucleophagy
Cellular component (GO): cytoplasm; phagophore assembly site membrane; Atg12-Atg5-Atg16 complex
Source: RefSeq, a predicted model, not a curated record
AUGCCGAAUCUCCUACACUCUGACGAGAGCUCAGAUGCCUCUUCAGAAAAUGAGAGCUUUGCGCAAGCAGAACCUCUUGAUACAGAAGCGGACAUUCAUUCGCCUUUACAAGAAGUGAAUCUCACGAAAGAUAUACCUUCAAAAGAGUCAAAGGUAGCCAUACGGUUCCAGCCAAUUGGCUCGACGCCGCUCAUUAAACCGCAAAACUUUCAGGUUUCAGGGAAACAGACAAUCAGCUCAAUUAUGAAGUUUCUCAUGAAACGAUUACGUCUAAAAACUGUACACAUAUAUGUGCUGAGCUCAUUCCAACCAACACCAGAUGAAAGUCUUGAGUCGCUACAUACACUAUUCAAAACUAACAACGAGCUCAUUCUCAGCUAUUGCGAGCAGAUUGCAUACGGUUAG